Aplysia californica (California sea hare) is the source of this 9375-nucleotide messenger RNA. RefSeq lists its product as uncharacterized. Gene Ontology annotation, biological process: signal transduction. Gene Ontology annotation, molecular function: calcium ion binding; protein binding. The record is from RefSeq and is a predicted model, not a curated record. NCBI's taxonomy places the organism in Eukaryota, Metazoa, Mollusca, Gastropoda, Aplysiida, Aplysiidae.
GUUUUUCUUUCUAGGUGGUGAUCCUGAUAAUUAUUUCACACCACAGAAACAGAAGUUGGUGAUACUUCGAGAUCAAAAGUUUCAAGAAGGUGUUAUCCCCCUUCUUUGUGGAAGCACAGCUGUGGGAGGCAAUUCUGUGUUUGCAUAUCGUGAAUCAUGGGAAGUGAAAUCAGAUGACCCUGAUGGUGCCUUGAAUUUCUUCAACAUUCUGGAGACCCAGAUUAAUAGUCCUCUUCAAGACAGCCUUAUUUCAGAAGGAUGCAUUGUGAUGAUAGCUUAUCCUACAAUCACAGAGGAAUCAGAGAUGGACUCUUAUGCACAAAAGCUAACUGAAGCUGUGGGUGUGGUUAUUAAUAAGUGUCCAGAUGUGGUGAUUUUGUUGGUGGAAAUUUCUCAAAGUGGUGGAGACUCUCAAAUGUUGCAGCUCGUGAAGGGAAAGAUUGAGUUUCUAGUCAAAGCUCUGACUACUGCAACUUUUGGAGUAACCGAGAGGACUUGGCAUCUGGAGUGUCUUGACUUCAAAGGACAACAGGGUAUGGAAUGGGGUAUUGGCGUUUUGGAUAUCUUGGCAAAUCUGUAUGACCAAAAUGGACAGUCCAGUUUACUGAUCAACAUGACAGUGACAAAGCAGAACUUUCAGAAGGAGGUGGUGUCCACGCUGAAUAAAUGUGUUUCUCUGGUGGCUCAGAGGGUCCCUUGGCUGCACUGUGAAUGGGAAAAGACUGUGCUGCAUAUUGCUGACAAGCUUCCAAGAUUUGGUGCCUCCUCUCAAAAGGAACUGUUCCAUACUACAGACAAGGAAGCAAGAGAAAAAUCCCACAAACGCUUCUCAUUCGCUCGCCUUGGAAAAGUUCUCAAUCUCUUACAAAACUGGGGUGAAUGUUUAUAUACUCCAAAUCUAAAAGUGAGCCUGUGUGCUACCAACAUGCGUGCCUAUGAAGAGAUCUGCUCAAAACUGAUCACCGAGACUCCCCCUGAGAGAAUCUACCUAGGCUUUCUUGGUAAAGAAGUUCCAUUCUGGACAGCCAGUUCUGCAGGAAAAGUCCUGGCUGGACAAAAGGCACCAGGAGAUGCUGCUCAUGUUCUGGGACUGCUCAAGCGCCAAGGUCUCCUUCUGCCAGUGCCAACCAAAACACUUGGGGCUCGUGUGGACAAAGAGAAAUACAUAUAUGUGCGCAUGGAAGAUGUUCCAGAUUAUCAUGAAAUUCUGAAAUCUAUGUGGCCUGAACCUCGUCCUAAGAGCAAAGUGCUCCAAAAUAACAGAUGUUACAACUUCCUGCCAGCAGUGCCUCCUAGUUUUUAUCCCAAGCUGCUCAGGACCCUUCUUAAGAUUUUCCAGCCUCUGCUUGUCUGGAAGACAGGCUUUUUCUUGCGACAGGGCCCUGUGGAUAUCAUGGCAUCAUUGCACAGAUAUGUGGGGGGAAGAUUGGACAGGGUCCCUGUCCUGUUUCUGUCUGCUCGAGUGGUGGACUUGCGAAUGGACAAAAGGUUCCGCUCCACAGAGGAGGAUCGGCAUAAAGCGACUCAAGAAGUACGGCACGUGAUGUUCUCUGGCUUGAAACAAGUCAUGGCUGUUGUUGACUACGCUUGUCAAAAAACAAAGAUUUAUGCUGCUCGGACCCUGCCUUGCCCAGAAUGUGGGGAAUUUGAAACAGAAGGAAUGCUGGCUGAAAAGACUUGGCAUCUUCCAUACUAUAUUUCCUUAGCCAGCAAGCACAGAGGGUGCAAAAAGCACAAGCGAAUCAAUUGCUCAUUUUUGUGCGAUCUUACAGAAGAGCACGGAGAGGGACCCAUUAUACCCUACCACAACUACUCAUACCACAUGGCAGCUUCCAAAGUGGUGGAAAACAGAAUCAAGAAAGAAAGACAUCGUCCAAUGGACCCAGCAGAAAGAUGCUUCUAUUGUGGCUCCUUGCUGGACACUCCCUGCCUUCAUUGCCUCAUGUGUUUGGAAUGUUGCUGCCAGUUUGCGAAAAUUGCUAAGUCUCUUCAGCCGGGCUAUCUGAAAAACACUUCCUUCAAGAUUCAACUAAUCCGAGACGGUGAGUUAAAAGAUGAUGACAGGAUCAAACGCAACACAGCAGGCAGCGUUUUUUACUACAAAAAAGGACAUUGUAUGCAGUUCCUCAAACCAAUGGAUCCAAUCUACUGGAACGAGACUCGGAUUACCAUUCUACGGGGUGCCACUUUCUUCUGCCGCAUGUCUUUUGGCUCAGGGAAGCAACUGGAGUACAAAGGCAUGGCAGGGGCUUUUGUCGACCAGGACGGAAAAACUCACACUGAUGAAAACUGGAAGAGCAGAGAUGCAAACUCUAUCACAAUCCAGCUGGAACCAGUCAAGCUUGGGGAGAGAGUGAGGGUCAACAUUAUUCUGAGAGGUCUUCUGGUUCACACUGAGGAAGUGGAUGGGUGGCACAUGAAGAUAGAUAUGAAGUCUGAGAAAGCAGGCAUUUACAUCAUCAAUAUCCCAGGAAUUAAGAGCUCCUGGAGUUUGGGACACAGUGACUUUGAGCCUGGGAGAACCCUGGAAGUGAACCUGGAAGGAUCAGGUGCACACAGAGCAGUCAUUAAAGAGAGACAGCCUAAUGGAAACCUUGUUCUUGAUGUUGAUGGAGAGGAACGACAUUUCAUCUACUCCAGUGAUCAACUCAUGCCUGACGGGACAAGUGAAGCUUUGGGAACUGCUUUGUCUUCAGCAGAACUUUCUGGUAAAGAUCAAGGACAGAAGACUCCAGUACCUUUAUGGUCUUUCUUUAAAUUCCAAGUGCCUUGUGGUUAUCAAGCCCUGAUGAAGAAGGAAAGACCAGAAGCCUUGAAAAAGCUACAUGAUGACUUGAUAAUGCCUUGUACCCCUGUGCACUUUCCUUCAGUUCUAUAUGCCAGGCAAGUUCAACUUCGAGACAAAGUUGAGAGCAUUCUCUACACUGAGGGAAAAUGGAACUUCUCAGUGUUGCCCCUCCUGGUUCUACCAGAGAGUCUGACGAUGGACAAUUUGGUCCAAAGUUCCCAUGAGGUGUUCACAAGAAGCUUCAAACUUCAUCCUCUUUGCUACUUCAGAGCUGACGUCAGCCUUGUCAUGUCUUCUAUGCCAUCCAGCCGGGAGCAGGCUGUGGUAGAGUGCUUCCACUCCCUGCACAUGCUGGACAAUGAAGGGUUUGAGUUUGAACCCUCAGAGGACACUUCUGAACCAGGAGUCUGUCUUCUGUGGGCCUGGAUGCUGAUACUGCUGCGAUUUCAACAUGAGCCUUUGCCGGAAAUGAAAGCAUUGACUCAAGGGAUUGCUGGUGCUGAUAAAAUGAGUGUUCAGGAGGUUGAAUCAGGACUGAUGAAGAUCAUUCAGCAAUUUAGAGAUGCAUUGUUUCUCAGCUUGGGAAAAGCUUUUGAUGUUUCCACUCUCAUAAACGACACAAUAGCAAAGAAAUGGCAGGAUUUGAUGAUGCAGCACGGCCCGUCACAAGGUCUAAAACCAACCAAACUAGUCUUAAUGGAUGAGACGUUGAUGAUGUGUGAGACCCAUCAAGCAACCUGGCAAGUUGAUAAAGAGCUCAGCAAGUUCCACGAGUUACCUGGCAUGUACACACACUUCAUCUACUCCCUGAAUCUGAGCUCCAACCAGCUGACAGAAAUCCCAUCUGAUCUUUUUAAAAGUAUACCCCAUUUGAAGGACCUUGGACUUUCCAACAACCUGCUUGAGAAACUUCCAGAUGAGCUUGGCUGUUGCACGGAGCUGGUCACCCUUAUUCUGGCCAUCAACCGAAUCAAGGAACUCCCUCACACCAUGGUCAACUGCCAGGAACUGAAGAGGCUGGACAUAGAACAUAAUGACUUCUCAGAGUUUCCUCCAGUGGUGUUCAAGCUGAAAGGUUUGAACCGGUUGUAUGCACAGCACUUACAGCUGAGAACUCUGCCUGAAGACAUUGGAAAUUUGACCGACUUGGAAGUUCUGUCCCUGAAUGGCAACUGUUUCACUGAACUACCGAGCACUCUGGCCAAUCUGCAGAAACUGAAUAAGCUCUCUCUGAAUGGAGUCAUGUGGGCAAAGGUGAAGAGCAACGUGCUGUUGUCCAAAGCCAACUUCGAGGAUGAUUUCUUGCAGAGCAACAACCUGCACCAGUGGCUGGAGCGCCACAAUCAGGACAAAGCAUCUAUUUUCCGUCUUUUUGAUGAAGACACCAAUGGAACUCUGGAUCCUAAGGAGAUUGGGAAGCUUAAUGCUACAAUGUUCCAUGUUUUUCCCCGAUUUGGCUACAAAGGAAUAGAGCAACCAGAUGAUGAUACCCCGAGUGGUUUUCCUGAGGUGGUCUUUGAGCUGAAGAAUCUGACGUAUCUGUCGCUGCAGUACCAGGCUAUUGUCAGUGUGCCAGAGGGGAUUGGCAAGUUGACCAAACUGCAGAAUUUACAACUGGGAAACAACCCUAACCUUUUGUCAAUAUCAGCUCAGAUGGGUGCCCUCCCUCUGAAACGAUUGGAGCUGGAAGGCUGCCCCUUGCUGAAAACUCCUCCGAAAGAAAUCCGCCUGAAAGGUUUCCAGACGACCUUGGCCUACCUGAAGAGACUGCUCAGUGGGUCAGUGACCUGCAAGAGAACAAAACUCAUGCUGGUUGGCCUGGGAGGAGCGGGAAAAACCAGCCUGGUGAAAGCUUUGCUGAGUGGGAAGAAUAAAGCAAAUCUGGAUGCAGCUGAGGAAAUCACAGAUGGUAUUGACAUUUGCCCUUGGACUGUGUCGACUGAUGAAGGAGACAUCACCUUCAGUGUAUGGGACUUUGCUGGGCAGACAGUCUACUACAACACCCAUCAGUUCUUCCUGUCGGACCGUGCGGUGUAUUUUCUCACCUGGAACAUCCGCCUUGGUCAUGAGCAUGCUGGCCUAGACUUCUGGCUCAACUCAAUAUCUGUCCAUGCACCCAAAGCUCCAAUAUUUGUGAUUGGCACACACUUGGAUCAGGUCUCCAAAGUGGAGCUUCCAAUGAAGGAGUUGCAGGCAAAGUAUGUGCAGAUUUGUGGUUUCCACUUUGUGUCUGCUCACACUGGUCAGGGUAUUGAAAAGCUCCAAGAGCAACUGGCAGAAGUGACCUUGAUGCAACAAUACAUGGGAGAGAAGAUUCCAGGAGUCUGGCUCAACUUUGAGGAGAACUUGAAAGAAAUUCAAAACAGAAGUGUGAUUCUUUACAAAGAGCUGGAAACACGAGCCAAUCGUUCUGGAAUCUUUGAUAGCACAGAAGUAGCGCAAGCUGUCCAGUUUCUCCACGAGCUGGGCUCACUGCAACAUUUCUCCAGCGCAGGACUCCGGACCCAUGUGGUGAUCAACCCACAGUGGAUCGUCGAUGUGAUGGCGUGCGUGGUGUCUGUCAAGGACUCUCACAUCAAGGAAGGCCGCCUGAAUCACUCAGAUAUCAAGCAAGUGUGGAAAGACUAUGACACAUCUCUGCACAACUGGCUUCUUAAGCUGACAGAGGAAUUUGACCUGACUUUCCCUCUGAAGAAUGAAAAAGUGAACCUUGUCCCAUGUUUGCUGCUUGAGAAGCAGCCAGAGUUUGAAUGGCCUGAGAUGGACAAAGGAGGCUACAACAAGGAAACUAAAAUUGUGUACAAAUUUGACUACUUACCUGCAGGUCUCUUCAACAGGGGUCAGGUCAGACUGCACCAGUUCUGUGAUAGUUCUCUUAUCUGGAAGCGGGGAUCAUAUCUGAGAAAGAAUGCCCAUGUUUGUCUUAUUCAUCAGUCAAGGGGCUCUGAGUUGACUGUGAAGGCUCAUGGACCACGCCCGGAGAAUAUUGUCUUUCUGGUGCAUGAGGUUUUUGAGACGCUUAUACUGGAGUCAUUCCAAGGCAUCACCUAUGACUUCUUCAUGCCCUGCCCUGACUGUAUGAGACUGGGAGUGAAAGAACCUCACAUGUUUGCUGCCUCCAUCAUUAGGAGGGCGACUGAGAUGAAAGCCCCUUUCCUUCAGUGUCUGAAAAACUUUCACACCAUUUCCAUAAGGAAUUUACAUGCCAUCAUGCCUCCUGACAGCAACCAGGACUUUGACCUUCACCUUGUGCAGGCUGUCCAGGGCAUGAAGGAACUGCAGGAGGAUGUAGCUGCUGAUGUGUUUGUGUCUUAUUGUGCCAAGGAUAUGGUACCUCAGCAUACCGAGACAGUAUUGCCAAGUAAAGUUAUUGAGGAUGUUGAAAAGAUUGGAUACAGAUGCUGGAUGCCGGCUGCAUCAGACCUCCAGUCCACCGAUGAGAUGGCCAAAGCCUUGUUUGACGCCAAGAUCUUCCUGGUGUUUAUGUCCAACAAUUUUGUCCUGGAUGAGGCUUGCUGCAACUUGUUUAAGUAUGCUCGGAUCACCCUGAAGAAGCCAGUGCUGCUUGUUGCCAUUGGCGAUAACUUAGACUGGAAGAAAAGUAACAUGGGAAUCCUUUUGGCAGAUGAGGUGUUCAUAAACAUGAUGAAGGCGAGUCGCUACCCACACAAAUUUGAAGAGUUGGAGAUCAUGCUGAAAGAAAAACAUGCUUUGAAGACAGACAAAAGGAAGCAGAAAGUAUUUCCACCCUGCUUCAUUUCUUACUGCUGGCAGAACUCGGCACAUGCAGUUGCAAGAGGCACCAGGGCAAGUGAUGGAGCUGUUGGUUUUGGUGAUCCUCGUGAGAUUAAGGAUUUCCUGCAGGACAACGGCAUCAAGUGCUGGAUUGAUGUGGAGAGGGUUGGCGUUGUGGGAAUCAUGUCUAUGGAUUACCCACUUGUCAGUUUCCAGGAGGGCAGCAAGAAUGCCAUGAACAAACUGCUGGAUAUGGUGAAGGUUCACAUUCCCAAUGAUGCAGAGUUGGUGCGGAGACAGGAGGAAGAGGAGAGGAAGGAGAAAGAAGCCAGGAAACUAAACAUAAAGGAGCAGCAGCAGCUCUCAUUUCAGGAACUUUGUGAAUUAGCCCAGCGAAAAUUUCUCCGCCAAGUGAGCCAGUACUCAGAUACUUUGGAUUCCAAUCAGUAUCCCAACUUGCUACUGGUUGAUUUCUAUCCUGAGGAAAAAGGGCAAGAAGAGUUUGACACUGUUCAAGUUCAAGGAGACAAAGACACUGCCUCAGACCCAUCAUCUGAGGGAAAUUCCUCUCAGAAAUCAGAUGACAGGUCGAAGGUCAACCAGCCAGUGCCUGAAAAGGAACCUAAAGAUUUUCACGAGAUGAAGUUUAGUGUUCGUCUGCUAUGUGAACAUGAAGAGGGUUGGCAUGUUACCGGCAAACCAAUUCUUCUGGACAAGAACUUUGGCCACAUCAUUGAGCAGUAUCUACCUUACAUUGCUCGAAUCACUGCCAUUGCCAAGUACAGCAAAAGAAUUGCUCUCCAGUCUGCAGCAUCAGAUACUGGCCGCAAGUAUCUCAAGUGGCUUGAAAAUAAUCCUAAUGUGACAACAAAUUCAGAUUUCCAAGAGAGCUACUUGAACCUGAGACAAAUGGUGCUAGAGGCUGACACUGGAGAAGUGCACAAGUUACUACAAAGGUGUCUGAUGCCGAGCGGCAAGAACAUGUGGCUGUGUAAGGAACAUUGCCAGGGCACUCGAGUGACCAUCUUGACCAGCGAGUCGCUGGCCACAGUCCACCAUGUGUCUGAGGCUCUCGGGGUGGACUACAUGCUUCAGGCCCUGAGAGAUGUCAACCUGGAUUUCCUACCCCAACAGCUGAGGGAUGCGGAACUGGCCAUGAAAACAGAGACAUCCAAGAAGAAAAAAGCACCGAAGCUCAAAGCUCCAUCAUCAGGGGCUCCUGACAUGUCUGGGCCGAGCCCACCAUCUUCAGAGAUGGACCAGAGAUCGCAGUCAAGUUUGACGUCUGCUGCAAUCAAUGACUCAUCUGCUGGGGUGGAGGCAACAGACAGGGAGACUGACCAACGUCCAUCGUCCAGACAUCUUCAAAAGCGACCGACACUGACUAGAUCAAAUACCAAGAGUAGAGCAUGUGCACUGAUGUGAAGUGUAAAAUGUGUGCUAAACUGUUCACUUUAUGGUGUACUGUCCCUUCAGAAAUGGUCUCGUGCCUUUCUAUUCACUACUGUGCUGUAGCAGGUUGAGCUUUUCAUUAAUUCUCUUUUGAUGUGUAAGGAGUUUUAAUACCAAGAAAAAUGAAAUUCAGAUUUUAGUACUGUCAAUCAACUGGCCAUUGCUGGUCCUCAUUGUACAGGACACUGAUUUUGAGCUAGAGUCAUUGUGUCUUGCUCAAGAAUGUUUUGCUCAAGAACACCCCCCCUGUGAUCACCCUCCUAAAUGCUGUGUCACCAACAUACCUAUGACUAUAUUAUUGUUAGACUGGGCUCUGUAACCAUUCUGAUAAUCAAUGUGUUUCUGUUGCAAGUGAAAGACAAACUGUUAAAAAAUGUGUUGCAUUUUGUGGCGUUGGAAAAGCUAGUGUCAAAAUGAAAGGCUUUGACGUCAUAAUGGUCAUUUCAAUCUUUACUGAUGGGCUGUGUCUAUAGGCUUACAAGACCAAAGAUACAGGCUAAGUGGAUGGAUGUUGUUAAAAUGAAACAGUACUCAAAAAGAGGCGGAUAACUCUGCUAAUAUAGUAUAUAUAUACAAGAAUACGGCAAAGUCCAAUAAGACUCCACAUGUACAACUUUUGUUUUGGUCCUUUGGAAGAAGUUUCAAUUUAAAAAGUCAUAACUGAAUUUAUGACGCUACUGGUGAUUCCUCUGAUUUGUUGCAGUGACUUCGAGUGCUGAGAGCCACUCUGUCAGGACACCAUAGCCAGGAAUGAGUCAAGAGAAAAAAAGGGCUUUUUGCUUUCAUUUAUUUUCUGUGAUAUUUGGUUCGGCAUCCUGUUAAUGUGACUUUUGUUUCUGUUGUAUGUCUUACAAUUGAGGAGUGCCUUUGUUUUAAAACGAUCUACCGUUUUCUGUAUUAUUGUUGUAAAACUUAGAGAAAUUCCUUCUGUAUAGUUAUUGUUCUUCUUUUUAAGAAUUUUUAAAAAGGCUUUUUAAUUUCUCAAACAUUUAUUAUAUUAUGGCUAUGUUUGUUUCUCGGAGUCUGUAUACAAAUUAUGCUGUGAUUAAAAGAAAUGUAUACUCUUUCUUUGUAAGUGAGGAGACCUUUGUUUAUUGUGCAGCUAUGAAAAGGAGGGGUCCAUUUCUCUUUAACCCUUUUAGCCCUGACGUCCUGAGGCUACCGUGCCCCUCUGCCUGAGCUCCUCAACAAUUCAUGUCUUUUUUACUCUCAGAUUUACAUCAUCGUCAGAAUAACAUUCCAUGUUCCUCUCAGGGUAGUCCUCGUCUUCACAAGCAUCUCUAAUUCACAAAGAUUUUCCAAAUAAUCAAUUAUGUCUGUUUUUUGUGCGCAUUAUGAUGUCCCCGUGGUUUUAUCCAAAAAGAAUUCUGAAAUUAUGCAAACUGAGCCCAAAAAUGUGA